Molecule: messenger RNA, 2757 nt
Organism: Vicugna pacos (alpaca)
Lineage: Eukaryota; Metazoa; Chordata; Mammalia; Artiodactyla; Camelidae
Gene: CRMP1
Product: collapsin response mediator protein 1
Cellular component (GO): cytosol; cytoplasm
Molecular function (GO): hydrolase activity, acting on carbon-nitrogen (but not peptide) bonds, in cyclic amides
Source: RefSeq, a predicted model, not a curated record
CAGCCGCAGGCGCCGAGCCUCCGUCCCUCUCUUUACUGGGCCCAGGCCUUUGUCACCGCGCGCGUGCAGAGCGGAACCGCUCAAAGGAGCCGGACAGAGCGAAAGCCAGCCCCACAGGUUCACCCGCCGGGCCGAGGGCGCCAGAGCGGGGCCAUGUCUUACCAGGGCAAGAAGAGCAUUCCGCACAUCACGAGUGACCGGCUCCUCAUCAAAGGUGGACGGAUCAUUAACGAUGACCAGUCCUUCUAUGCCGACGUCUACCUGGAAGACGGACUCAUAAAACAAAUCGGGGAGAACUUGAUCGUUCCUGGCGGAGUGAAGACCAUCGAGGCCAAUGGGCGGAUGGUUGUUCCUGGAGGUAUUGAUGUCAACACGUACCUGCAGAAGCCCUCCCAGGGGAUGACGGCCGCCGACGACUUCUUCCAGGGGACCAAGGCAGCGCUGGCCGGUGGGACCACGAUGAUCAUUGACCAUGUUGUCCCUGAACCGGGGUCCAGCCUGCUGACCUCCUUUGAGAAAUGGCACGAAGCAGCUGACACCAAAUCCUGUUGCGACUACUCCCUGCACGUGGACAUCACCAGCUGGUGCGAUGGCGUUCGGGAGGAGCUGGAAGUGCUGGUGCAGGACAAAGGCGUCAAUUCCUUCCAAGUCUACAUGGCCUAUAAGGAUCUCUACCAGAUGUCUGAUAGCCAGCUCUACGAAGCCUUCACCUUCCUUAAGGGGCUGGGAGCUGUGAUCUUGGUCCACGCAGAAAAUGGAGAUUUGAUAGCUCAGGAACAAAAGCGGAUCUUAGAGAUGGGCAUCACGGGUCCUGAGGGCCAUGCUCUGAGCAGACCCGAAGAGCUGGAGGCCGAGGCUGUGUUCCGGGCCAUCACCAUCGCGGGCCGGAUCAACUGCCCCGUGUACAUCACCAAGGUGAUGAGCAGGAGCGCGGCCGACAUCAUCACCUUGGCCAGAAAGAAAGGCCCCCUCGUUUUUGGCGAGCCCAUCGCUGCCAGUCUGGGGACCGAUGGCACCCAUUACUGGAGCAAGAACUGGGCCAAGGCGGCGGCCUUUGUGACCUCCCCUCCCCUGAGCCCGGACCCCACCACACCUGACUACUUGACCUCCCUGCUGGCCUGUGGAGACCUGCAGGUCACGGGCAGCGGACACUGUCCCUACAGCACUGCCCAGAAGGCGGUGGGCAAGGACAACUUCACUCUCAUCCCCGAGGGUGUCAACGGGAUAGAGGAGCGGAUGACCGUGGUCUGGGACAAGGCAGUGGCUACUGGCAAAAUGGAUGAGAACCAGUUUGUUGCUGUCACCAGCACCAAUGCAGCCAAGAUCUUUAACCUGUACCCCAGAAAAGGGCGGAUUGCCGUGGGCUCGGACGCUGACGUGGUCAUCUGGGACCCUGACAAGGUGAAGACCAUCACAGCCAAGAGUCACAAGUCGGCGGUGGAGUACAACAUCUUCGAAGGCAUGGAGUGCCACGGCGCCCCGCUGGUGGUCAUCAGCCAGGGCAAGGUCGUCUUCGAGGACGGCAGUGUCAACGUCAACAAGGGCAUGGGCCGCUUCAUCCCGCGGAAGCCCUUCCCCGAGUACCUCUACCAGCGCGUCAGGAUCAGGAACAAGGUUUCUGGGUUGCAAGGGGUCCCCAGGGGCAUGUAUGACGGUCCCGUGUACGAGGUGCCGGCCACACCCAAGUACGCAACGCCGGCUCCUUCCGCCAAGUCCUCGCCUUCCAAACACCAGCCUCCGCCCAUCAGAAACCUCCACCAGUCCAACUUCAGUUUAUCAGGUGCCCAGAUAGAUGACAACAACCCCCGGCGCACCGGCCACCGCAUCGUGGCGCCCCCUGGUGGCCGCUCCAACAUCACCAGCCUCGGGUGAAGGCCGGGAGAGGAGGAGCCCGCGUGAAGGAUUCUGGGAAGGACGGGCAUCCCUUUCCCUGUCCGUGUUUGGAAACCCACAGUUGUAUUUGGUACUGAUGGGGGGAAACUGAAAUGUUCUUUCCUUUUCUGUUUAGGAAGAAGUGGUACUAGUGUGGUGUGUUUGCUUGGAAACCCCUUGCCCACAGUUGUGUGUCCAUCUGAGUCCACCUCAGAGCAUGGCGUCUUCAGGCCCCCCCUUAGUGAACACAGGUCCUAGCAUCGCCUCGUACUGUCCCUCCCGUUCUGACGCCACGGGCUCCACGGUUCUCUGAGUGGCUCCCUUGCACCCCCGUAGCUGUUCUAGGAUAGUUGAUGCAUGUUACUAAGUUAUGUAUGCGAGUCUGUGAGUGUGACCGACGGAACGUGGCCAAGGACUGAUGGGGACACGCUGCCGAGACCUCAAGCCCUCGGGGGCAGCUCCAAAACUCACAGAAGAUGUGUCCUCAUCGCCCCACCCACCCCGGGUCUACACGGGAAGGAAACCCACCCCACCACACCCCCACUGCAUCACUCACGUCCUGUGUCAGGAACCCCGGUCUCCGUGGCCCCUGUAACUCACCACGACGUCUUUGCAGUCUGUGUGUGUCCUUCCAGCCCGCUCGGGACUGCAGGCCGAGCCAGGUGCACACUCAGAAAGGGCUGGCGAAGGCGGGGUGGCAGCUGUCCCCUGUGCCUGUGUCCUGAUCCCUCCAAGGCGGCUGACGGGCCGGUCAGAUUUUUACAGUUUUGUACAUAGUUUUCCUUUGUAAUCACCCCCAUUUUUACUUAACAACUGACUUACUGUGGCUCUUAUUUCUGAAAUCAAAGCUUGUGAAAAAAAAUAAAGAAAUGGCCCGCUCCCUGA